Aspergillus affinis is the source of this 636-nucleotide messenger RNA. Its product is annotated as GNAT family N-acetyltransferase. The record is from RefSeq and is a predicted model, not a curated record. Gene Ontology annotation, molecular function: protein-N-terminal-alanine acetyltransferase activity; protein N-terminal-serine acetyltransferase activity. NCBI's taxonomy places the organism in Eukaryota, Fungi, Ascomycota, Eurotiomycetes, Eurotiales, Aspergillaceae. The coding region runs from base 1 to 636 and encodes 211 amino acids. The transcript is spliced from 2 exons.
AUGUCCCGACCCCUCGGCUCCCCCGUCCUCUCACCCCCGACUCAACCACCUAGCGCCGCGACCCUCCACGGCCAACCGUCCGCCUGGACCUGUGAUUACAUCCCUCACGGACUGUUCGCGAAAUACGCCGCCUUUUACGACCAAAUCGUCGCACAUUCGAAAUCGACGGAUCCGUAUGUCUUCGCUAUUAUUGCGACACAGCCUGCCGCUGAUGGGGCCGCCGACAACGACUCCGGCGAUAAUGAACAAGUCUUAGGCUAUAUCGCUCUCAUGUCUAUCGUGCCGGAGCAUUUACGUCUGGAGAUCAGACAUGUGAUUUUCUCGCCCCGGAUGCAGCGGAGCACGGUUGCUACGGAGGUUAUUUACUUAUUGUUGAAGUAUACGUUUGAGACAGGGUAUAGGCGAGUCGAGUGGAAGGUUAAUUCGUUGAAUGAGGGGUCUCACAAGGCGGCGAGGUGGUUUAGGUUUACGUUUGAGGGAACUUUCAGGCAGCAUAUGGUCGUCAAGGGGAGGAAUCGGGACACCGCGUGGUAUUCGAUGGUGAGGGGUGGGUUUGAGGGGUGGUUGGAUGAGGGGAAUUUCGAUGAGUUUGGGAGGUUGAAGGAGAGUUUGGAGGAGUUUAUUAAGAGGAGAUAG